UAUUGGAAAAUGAAAUUGUUGAUAUAUGCCCAUCUUCUGGGCAAAUAGAAAUUCUAACUUUCUGCUUUGAAUUCCUAGGAUCUGAAAAGCAGAAAAAGCUUUUAAUAGGUGGAGAAGCCUGCCUGUGGGGGGAAUUUGUGGAUGCAACUAACCUCACACCAAGAUUAUGGCCUCGAGCAAGUGCUGUAGGGGAAAGACUUUGGAGCAGCAUGAAUGUGACCAACUUGCAGGAUGCCUAUAAAAGACUGACUAAUCAUCGAUGCCGCAUGCUCCGCCGUGGCAUAGCGGCUGAACCUGUGUUUGUUGGAUACUGUGCCCAUGAAGCAAGAGGGCAGUAACUGCUGCAAAGACUUCCAGUCAACAACCUGAAGUGCCUCUGGGGUAUGAAUAUAUGUACAUGCAGUUUGAUAUUUGAACCAAGACUUAAGAUUUUCACUUUAAAAAUAAAGUUAUUGGACA
Messenger RNA from Fulmarus glacialis (Northern fulmar), 459 nucleotides. Its product is annotated as beta-hexosaminidase subunit beta-like. The record is from RefSeq and is a predicted model, not a curated record. The transcript has 3 exons. The annotation marks the transcript as partial. Gene Ontology annotation, biological process: glycosaminoglycan metabolic process; ganglioside catabolic process; carbohydrate metabolic process. Gene Ontology annotation, molecular function: beta-N-acetylhexosaminidase activity. Gene Ontology annotation, cellular component: membrane. NCBI's taxonomy places the organism in Eukaryota, Metazoa, Chordata, Aves, Procellariiformes, Procellariidae.